Messenger RNA from Pestalotiopsis fici W106-1, 2067 nucleotides. RefSeq lists its product as uncharacterized. The transcript has 4 exons. The coding region runs from base 1 to 2067 and encodes 688 amino acids. Gene Ontology annotation, biological process: positive regulation of transcription from RNA polymerase II promoter by galactose; DNA-templated transcription. The record is from RefSeq and is a predicted model, not a curated record. Lineage: Eukaryota; Fungi; Ascomycota; Sordariomycetes; Amphisphaeriales; Sporocadaceae. Gene Ontology annotation, molecular function: DNA-binding transcription factor activity, RNA polymerase II-specific; RNA polymerase II cis-regulatory region sequence-specific DNA binding; zinc ion binding. Gene Ontology annotation, cellular component: nucleus.
AUGGAGCAAGACACAUCGAGAUCAGAGCAGCCGGUGCGCGCUUCUGAGCUGCAUAAAACCUCCCGGCGUCCGCGUGCCAACACUGGCCCUCGCUCCAAGCGUGCUAAAUACACGGCCAUAGCUUGUAUACGCAUCGACAAGUUGGAACAGGAAGUUGCCAACCUUCGCCAGCAGGUGACUCGUCUUGCGAGCUUGUUGGACAAGGGCCACACACCGCGGAAUGAAUUUCAUGCCGUGGAGAGCGCGUACACACCUAGCCAGGCGUCACUUUCGGCUGCCGGUGUCAAGGAACGCAAAGAAGUACAAUUUGUCGGAACGACUCGGCCAGCUUAUGCUCUCAAUGUUGCAAAGGCAACCUUGUCAGUUGUCGACGAGCCAUCGGACAAUUCGGGUUCUGAAGCAGAGGAUGCCUCGAUACCUCCACAUACGCACAGUCCUGCCGACACCCGGGAUCCGUCGCAGGACCCUUUACUGACAAUGCCCGUCUCAAUGAUCUAUCGACUAUUGGACGUAUUUCGUGAUGAGAUUGAGCCUGUAUAUCCUUUAUUGGAUACGUCAAGCUUACGAUCUAGGAUGCCUGAAAUGCUCAAGCAGUUUGAACAGGAACAAUCUUUUCAGUUCGAUGGAAGAGUCAGCCAGAAGGACAUCCAUCUUCUCAAGAUAGUUCUUGCUACAGCUCUCGUUCUUGACAGCCAUGAAAAGACCGAGCUGUGUGCGCGCCUCAUCAGUUCAUUUGAGGAUGACGCCUUGCGAAUCACCUCCCCGUCCGAUGUAGAUCUCCAAGAAGCUCAGAUAUUUGCUAUCAUGAGCAUAUACCACUUCCAUUGCGAUGAAGAGCUCCUGGCUUACCGCAGCAUCGGCAUCUCGACGCGCAUGAUCCUCGAGCUGGGUCUACAUCGUCGUCGUAGUCUAUACGAGAAUUAUCCAAAUCCCGCCCACCGGUCUUUGGCCAUUCGCGUUUUUUGGUGCAUCUAUGUCCUCGAUCGAAGGUGGAGUUUUGGUACCGGCCUUUCAUUCGCACUGAUCGACCGCGAUUUGAACCCACCUGAACCGUCGCCAGACAUGCCAUACUUCUAUUGCCUUGUGGCUUACGCGAAACUGUGUUCGAAGGUGUGGGAGGCGAUUCCUCAUUACGGAUCAUCCCAUGAAGCUAUGCCCCCAAGCACAGAAUCGUCUUUGGAGAGCGACAUACAAGAAUGGUUCUCAACGAUCCCUGAGGAUUUGUACCUCACCCGUGUGGAUGCAUCACCACCUGCACAGUUGAACCCACCGGAUCGCAAUCUUUUCCGUCACCUUCAGACUUUACUCUACCUUCGUGGCAAUUAUAUACGAUGCCUCAUACACAGGCACCAUGUUGUAUCCUCGGCUGCUAUUGCCAAAAACCCUGUCAACGCCCGGCUGGUGGUGAGCAUUGCUCAAGACACCAUUCGAAUCUUGGUCACCCUCAACGAUACGAGUGAUAUUUACUCCAAGCAUCAAGUGGCCUACAACUACUUCCUAAUCAGCGCCAUAUCGAUCCUCUUACUGGCGGUCUGCCAUGCGCCCGCAGAGUUCGCACAGGGCUGUCGCCAGGACUUUUCUACCGCCAUCAAUCUCGUGCGCGGAUUGUCCCAGAUCAGUCUACAAGGGCGGAGAUUAUGGCACAGUAUUCGUGGUCUGGUCGCACGACUCAAACAGGUCGGAAUCAUUGAUGCCUCAUCUACUUCACAUGAGCCCCCAACUAGAAGAGCUCGAAGAUCUAGUCAACAGGCUGUUCACAACUCCAAUCAAUCAUUGGCUCAGUCGCCCCAGACAUCGAUAAUUCGGUACCCAACCAGCGCGACCGCGCGCGCGACUCACGACGAUGGGCAUAGCACGUUGGAAUCGGUCAAUUUCCAAACGACCAUGCCCGACACGAAUAUGAUGGGCGAUGAACUAAUGGGUGUCUUUGACACAUUUGGCGCUGCUUACAUGGAAAACAGCCUUGAAGCAAACCCACAGCAGGCCACAUCCCAUUUUGACGAUAGCCUGUCUUUCCUGAACCAAGACGUCAACGACUUUUCAGAAUAUUUCAUGGGCCUAAUUUGA